AUGAUGCUUAGUAGAGCGCACGGCUCUUUCGGCGAGUCCGUUGAAAUGAGGUGUAUAGGCAGGUACAAAUUUAAAUUCAAUGCCCUCCUGAGCCAUGUGACCUUCAAGGUCGGACUGAACCAGAAAUUGAGCCAGCUCGUUGGAAGUACCGACGAAAUUUGUCCCAUUCCUGCCACCGACUCGGAUAAAAAACGAGAGGAACUAAAACUAGAAAACAAUCGCAAGUCAGAAGUUGAUCACGAUUUCGACAUAAGUAGUUAUCAAAAGCAGACUUUCCUCGACCUAUUAGUCCGUUUGUCCGGCGGCGAGCACGGCUACAGCGAUGAAGAGCUGCGGGAGGAGAUACUCACAUUGCUGGUGGCUGGCACAGACACCUCCGCCGUGGGGCUAGGCUACACGCUCAAACUGCUGGCGAUGUAUCCUAAAGUGCAGGAUAAAGUAUUCGAAGAAUUGCAAGAAGUAUUCGGCGACUCGGAUCGACCAUUGGUUAAGGAGGAUCUGUUAAAAUUAAAAUACUUGGAAAGAGUUUUGAAGGAAUCACUACGAUUAUUCCCGCCGGUACCGUUCAUUAUCAGAAAAGUUUUAGAAGAUGUUACUUUACGUGAUACGACGAACGGUAAUCCUCAAAGGAAGAACCGAGCUAGAGACAGCUUUGUGAGACUUGGUCGUGAUAAUGAAGAUAUUAUUGAGACUGAGGAAGUUCUGGAUGAAAGAAGGAAGAGGUCUGUUGAAUACGACGACCGCCAUACGUAA
Messenger RNA from Papilio machaon (common yellow swallowtail), 753 nucleotides. RefSeq names its product cytochrome P450 4C1-like. The transcript has 5 exons. The coding region runs from base 1 to 753 and encodes 250 amino acids. Lineage: Eukaryota; Metazoa; Arthropoda; Insecta; Lepidoptera; Papilionidae. The record is from RefSeq and is a predicted model, not a curated record. Gene Ontology annotation, molecular function: iron ion binding; monooxygenase activity; heme binding.